UCUGCCUUUUGUCCCCGAAUAUAACCACUGCAGUAUUCCUGGAUUCGUCCUGCUUAUAACCAUUUUAUUUCUUAGGAACAUCCGUCAAGUCAGUGUCUCCUUGGCGAUGACCAUGAUCACUGCAACUACAAUGGCAGUACUGCUCAAACCCAUGAUCACUGCUCACCGCCUUCUCCUCUUCCAAACCCAAAAACACACUUCAAUUAUUGCAAAACAACAAAAACAACACGGGUCUCUUCUUGUUGCCAGCUCUGUCCGUCAGAGUGAUAACUACUGUCAAAAUCUGGUCGAUGAAUUUGACCCAAAUAUUCCUAUAGAGAAAGCCUUGACCCCACCUAGCUCAUGGUACACCGACCCUUCUUUUUUUGAUUUUGAACUCCAUCGUGUCUUCUAUAAAGGCUGGCAGGCUGUUGGAUAUACUGAACAGAUAAAGAAUCCUCGUGAUUUUUUCACUGGAAGAUUGGGGAAUGUAGAGUUUCUGGUGUGUCGAGAUGAUGAUGGCAAGAUUCAUGCUUUUCACAAUGUGUGUCGCCAUCAUGCCUCUCUUGUUGCAUCUGGAAAUGGGCAAAAGUCUUGUUUUGUAUGCCCUUAUCAUGGGUGGACAUAUGGGUUGGAUGGAGCACUUCUUAAAGCAACCAGGAUAACCGGGAUCCAAAAUUUUGAUGUAAAUGAGUUUGGGCUUAAACCACUAAAUGUAGCAACUUGGGGGCCAUUUGUUCUUCUCAAUUUGGACAAGGAGAUUUUACCUCAGCAAGAAGCUGACAAUACAGUGGGGAGUGAAUGGCUUGGUAGCUGUUCAGAAUAUCUUGCUGCAAAUGGAGUUGAUUCUUCUCUAAGCUAUCUUUGCAGGCGUGUAUACGAUAUUGAAUGUAACUGGAAGGUGUUCUGUGAUAAUUACUUAGAUGGUGGUUACCAUGUACCAUAUGCUCAUAAAGGCCUUGCAUCUGGUCUUAAGCUUAAUUCUUACUCCACCAAGACAUAUGAAAAGGUUAGCAUCCAAAGUUGUGAUGGUGGCUCGACAGAAAGCGAAGAUGAUAUUGAUCGACUUGGGUCAAAAGCCUUGUAUGCUUUCAUUUACCCUAAUUUUAUGAUUAACAGGUAUGGACCAUGGAUGGACACUAAUCUGGUACUCCCGCUAGGACCCAGGAAAUGCCAGGUGAUAUUUGACUACUUUAUUGAAGCCCAUCUCAAGGACGACAAAGAUUUCAUAGAAAGAAGUCUAGUUGAUAGUGAGAGAGUGCAGAUAGAAGAUAUCGUGCUGUGUGAAGGUGUUCAGAGAGGCCUUGAAACACCAGCAUACUGUAGCGGCAGAUACGCUCCCAUGGUUGAGCAUGCCAUGCACCAUUUCCACCAAUUGCUUCACUAUAUACUCAAAGAAUGAUUCCUUGUUAUUAUCUAGUGCUUGCAAUCACGACCCAAAUGAUUUCUUGUCUCUUGCAUUUUCCGUUGUUUGGUGUGCCUUUUAAAACUGCGAUUUAAAGCAUGAAAGAAAAGGGUGUGUACCUCAUUGGGAACAAGGCAAUGGCACAAUGUCAGUGUGCUCAUAACGGCAGUCAGGCCUGUCUUCCA
This is a messenger RNA of Populus trichocarpa (black cottonwood), 1569 nucleotides long. RefSeq names its product choline monooxygenase, chloroplastic. The transcript has 10 exons. Bases 107 to 1381 code for a protein of 424 amino acids. Lineage: Eukaryota; Viridiplantae; Streptophyta; Magnoliopsida; Malpighiales; Salicaceae. The record is from RefSeq and is a predicted model, not a curated record. Gene Ontology annotation, molecular function: iron ion binding; 2 iron, 2 sulfur cluster binding.